Fusarium graminearum PH-1 is the source of this 1713-nucleotide messenger RNA. RefSeq lists its product as uncharacterized. The coding region runs from base 1 to 1713 and encodes 570 amino acids. The transcript is spliced from 6 exons. NCBI's taxonomy places the organism in Eukaryota, Fungi, Ascomycota, Sordariomycetes, Hypocreales, Nectriaceae. The record is from RefSeq and is a predicted model, not a curated record.
AUGAAAUGUGUUGUUUCGAAUCCAGUAUCAGCGGCAUGUGAUCGCUGUGACAGGCGAGGUCAAUGGCGCAGAGAUAUAACAGGAAAAAGGGAAGAUCUCCAAAACGCAACAGACGUCAAUGUCCCAGAGCCUGAUUUACUUUCCAACACCCAAAGACUCGGCUUCGAGAAUCAAGGUUCUGGUUCAAAUUCAGCGCCUUCAGGAUCUGACCAGUCACCAUUUACGCCAGGCACCUUGCGUGCUGCUCUCGAUGCAGAAACAACAUUUGGAACGGAAUCCUCCAGCCAGUUCGAUCUGUUUAUGAGGACCUUUGACCAGAAAACAAACUUAACGAAAAACCAUGACCCUAUAGAGAUGGGGCUGAUUAGUAGGCCAUCUGCUCAAAUUCUCUUCGAGGGGAUAUUCCAGCCUCAGUCCCACAGGACAAUCAGAGACCACUCGGAAGCAUUACUGGGUAGAGCUCUUUUGCAAUGCGAUUCUGCAAUCGAGAACAUCUGGGCUAUCAUCUGCAUGUAUCACUGGAAAGAUAAAAAUGAUAAGAGAGGAGCCAUCUUGAUUGGUUUUGCCUCUCAGAUGGCCGCCUAUGCGGAAUGGAACGUGAUGCACCACGAUACGCCAGGCGGGGGACAGACUCUUGACUCUUCUGAGCUCCAGUCGCGACAGGAAAGAGACAGAAAGAGAGUUUUGGUUAUCCUUCAAAAUACAGAGAGGAUCUAUCGCUUAGGCGACUGCACAUCUAUCAAAAGCCACGAGAUGACCCACAUUGCUCGCGAUGUGUAUGAGAGCAUGAAGAAAUUCGGAGAACACCAUAACUCCUACCCAACAACCGUUGCCGACUUUGAGCGUUUUCAAAAUGUCAUGACAUCAUUCCACAGCCAGAUUAAUGAAUGGAGGGACCAAUGGUGUACCGUGUAUUCGAACUUUCCCUAUCUGGAGCCUCUGCAACGACCCAUCACCCUUCUUCACCGCGACUACAUGUGCCUCUAUUUUAACACCAUUCAUCUCCACAUGCUAUUGGAAUCAGACGAUAGGCCUUUACUUGGAGAUCAAAUAGCUCAGGCGGCCUGUAUUUGCUUCUCCAGCGCUUUCGGCAUAUUGCAACAUGCAGUUCAUUUCGGCGAGAUGAACGUUAUCUACUAUCUUUGGGAUAACGCGCAUAACAUGGUUGCAUAUGCGGCAAUGCUCAUACCUAAAUUGCUCGAACAAGGCAUCGAUGAACCUACCAUGUUGAAACAGCAAGCAGUCUCGGUACUUGAUCAGGCCAACACGACGUACCUCAUCGCAAGCAGAUCAAUGGUUAGUCAGGAGUCUCAUACGCCAGACUACCAAAGCGAAAAUGAAUGUCAUUUAUCCACCCAAGCACGACUACUAUCUACCAUCCUGGGAAUAAUCAAUAGUUCUACGCCAUUCGUCGACGAGAGUCCGGAAGCCAGAGGAUUAUCCAACAUAUCAUUCAACCCGGAUCUUCCAUGGCUCGAAGAAGACCAAACUUCAUUCAACUUCUUUUCAGAAGACAGGACGAAUCAUCUAGAGUCUCCAAACAUUAACAUUGGUAGCAACACAUUCGCUCCAUCGGACUAUUUCAACUCACGUGUGCCGCAGGAAUACGAAGAGCUAAGUUUGCUGGAGGACAAGGGUUUUCUCGAGUCAAUGUAUCUUAACGCCGGAUUACUGCCACUGCAAAAGUCGGGGAUUCUUUCGAGGGAUUUAUGA